Ipomoea triloba (trilobed morning glory) is the source of this 4437-nucleotide messenger RNA. RefSeq names its product putative phospholipid-transporting ATPase 9. Bases 443 to 4021 code for a protein of 1192 amino acids. The transcript is spliced from 12 exons. Gene Ontology annotation, biological process: phospholipid translocation. Gene Ontology annotation, cellular component: plasma membrane. Gene Ontology annotation, molecular function: ATPase-coupled intramembrane lipid carrier activity; magnesium ion binding; ATP binding. NCBI's taxonomy places the organism in Eukaryota, Viridiplantae, Streptophyta, Magnoliopsida, Solanales, Convolvulaceae. The record is from RefSeq and is a predicted model, not a curated record.
UACUGUAUUUAAGGACAAGCAAAGAUUGGAGCUUUUUUGUGUUAUUCAGGGGGUACUAGGUUCCAUUUGGCUUUGUUUUUGGUUUUGAUUUUGGGUUUGGGUUGUCUGAAUCUUUAACUACCCACCCACCCCCCACCCCUCCUCUCUCUCUCUCUUCUCUCUCACAUAGACACACACAUAAAAGCCAAUCUCUUUUAGUUUGUGUCUCUGCCUCUUGUCUCCUCAAGCUAUUUCUAGUGGAGUGGUUCUUGGACCUCUGUUCUGGCUUCUGAAACUUAUAUCCAGGUGAAGUUUUUCUGUCAGGGUUUGUGUGAUUUUUGGGAAUAUUUGGGGUUUUAGGCUUCUGGGAAUUUGAGAAACUGCAAAAACAGUGAGUUUUGGUGAAAACCAAGUGUGUGAAAACUGGUUUUGGUUUGAAGUGGAGUGAAGAUUCUUGAAAAAAAUGAGGACAGGCAGGAGAAGAAAGCUGCAUUUGAGCAAGAUCUACUCAUUCAGAUGUGGGAGGUCAUCAUUUAACAAAGAAGACCAGUCACAGAUAGGGGGACCAGGGUUUUCAAGAGUGGUGUUCUGCAAUGAACCAGAUGCUGAGGAGGCCAGUUUUAGGAAUUAUUCUGGGAAUUAUGUGAGUACUACCAAGUACACAGCUGCAACUUUCUUGCCUAAAUCCUUGUUUGAACAGUUCAGGAGAGUGGCAAACUUCUAUUUCUUGGUCACAGGCAUCAUGGCCUUCACUCCUCUGGCUCCCUAUACUGCUGUCACUGCCAUUCUCCCUCUCAUCAUAGUUAUUGGGGCAACUAUGGUGAAAGAGGGCAUUGAAGACUGGCAUAGAAAACAACAGGAUAUUGAGGUGAACAGCAGGAAAGUUAAGGUGCAUCUAGGCGGGGGUGUGUUUGAGGAUACCGAGUGGAGGUAUUUGAAAGUGGGAGCUGUGGUGAAGGUGCAGAAGGAUGAAUUUUUCCCGGCUGACCUUCUUUUGCUCUCGUCCAAUUACGAGGACGCGAUCUGUUAUGUUGAGACGAUGAAUCUGGAUGGGGAGACUAAUCUGAAGCUUAAACAGGCGUUGGAGGUUACUUCGUCCUUGCACGAGGACUCGAACUUCAGAGACUUUAAGGCUAUGGUUAAAUGCGAAGAUCCUAAUCCUAGUUUGUAUACAUUUGUUGGGAGCAUGGAGUUUGAAGGUCAGCAGUACCCGGUUUCCCCGCAACAACUGCUUCUGAGGGACUCGAAGUUACGAAACACGGAGUACGUGUAUGGGGUAGUUAUCUUCACUGGUCAUGACACGAAGGUUAUGCAAAAUGCCACUGAACCCCCUUCGAAGAGAAGCAAAAUCGAGAGGAAAAUGGAUAAGAUCAUAUACUUCUUAUUCGGAGUUUUGUUCACUUUCGCUCUCGUUGGGUCAAUCUACUUUGGGAUUACGACUAGACAGGACUUGGAUGAUGGGCACCAGCGAUGGUAUUUAAGACCGGACAGUGCUAAAAUUUUCUUUGAUCCUCACCGGGCUCCAGCUGCUGCCGUUUAUCACUUCUUGACCGCCGUGAUGCUGUACAGCUACUUGAUUCCAAUCUCCUUGUACGUGUCAAUCGAAAUCGUCAAAGUUCUUCAGAGUAUCUUCAUUAAUCAAGAUAUCAAUAUGUAUUAUGAGGAAACCGACAAGCCAGCAAAUGCCCGGACCUCGAAUUUGAACGAGGAACUUGGCCAAGUCGACACGAUACUUUCUGACAAGACAGGCACAUUAACGUGUAAUUCCAUGGAGUUUGUUAAAUGCUCUGUGGCGGGAACUGCAUAUGGUCGUGGUAUUACCGAAGUCGAAAGGGCUAUGGCUAGAAGAAAAGGAUCGCCUUUGAUGGUUAAUGGUAGGGAGCUCGAGGAUUCUCCAGAUGUUGUGAGGAAAUCAACCGUGAAAGGCUUCAACUUUGACGACGAACGAAUCAUGGGUGGGAGCUGGAUUAAUGAGCCCCGAUCGGACGUAAUACAGAAAUUUUUCCGGUUAUUGGCAGUCUGUCACACUGUCAUACCCGAAGUUGAUGAGGCUUCACGUAAGGUUUCGUACGAAGCUGAGUCUCCAGACGAAGCGGCUUUUGUGAUUGCCGCAAGAGAGAUUGGCUUUGAAUUCAAUAAAAGAACACAAAGUAGUGUCUCGGUGAGUGAGUUGGAUCUCGCAUCUCGCAAAAGAGUUGAAAGGUCGUAUAAGAUUUUGAAUGUUUUGGAGUUCAACAGUGCAAGAAAAAGGAUGUCUGUGAUAGUUCAAGAUGAGGACGGGAAAAUAUUGCUGCUCUGCAAAGGGGCCGAUAGUGUCAUGUUCGAAAGGCUUGCUCUAAACGGAAGGGAGUUUGAAGAAAACACGAGAGAGCAUGUACACGAGUAUGCUGAUGCAGGCCUGAGGACGUUGAUACUUGCUUAUCGUGAGCUCACCGAGGAAGAAUAUAGAGUGUUUAAUGAACAAUUUACGGAGGCCAAGAACUUGGUCAGUGCCGAUCGUGAUGCAAUGAUUGAUGAAGUAACGGAGAGGGUUGAAAAAGACUUAAUUCUUCUUGGGGCUACCGCUGUUGAGGACAAACUCCAACAAGGGGUUCCCGAGUGUAUUGACAAGCUUGCCCAAGCAGGCAUAAAGAUAUGGGUUUUGACCGGAGAUAAGAUGGAAACCGCCAUUAAUAUUGGUUAUGCGUGUAGCUUGCUUAGACAAGGAAUGAAGCAGAUAAUUGUAAACUUGGAUGCCCCCGAAAUCAUCGCUUUGGAGAAAGCGGGAGACAAAAGAGCAAUAGCCAAGGCUUCAAGAAAAAGUGUCCUUAAGCAACUUACUGAUGGGAAAGCUCUGCUUGCUUCAUCGAACAACGAGGCGUUUGCUUUGAUUGUUGAUGGAAAAUCCCUUACUUAUGCGCUCGAAGAUGGCUUAGAAAACUUGUUUUUAGGACUUGCAAUUCGGUGUGCUUCCGUCAUAUGCUGUCGCUCAUCGCCAAAACAGAAGGCAUUGGUAACAAGACUUGUUAAAAUUGGAACGGGGAAAACAACGUUGGCAAUUGGUGAUGGGGCUAAUGAUGUAGGAAUGCUCCAAGAAGCAGACAUUGGGAUUGGAAUCAGCGGUGUUGAAGGAAUGCAGGCUGUCAUGUCAAGUGAUGUUGCAAUUGCUCAGUUCCGAUUUUUGGAGCGCUUGCUUUUAGUGCACGGGCAUUGGUGUUACAGAAGGAUCUCUUCAAUGGUAUGCUAUUUCUUCUACAAAAAUAUCACCUUCGGGGUUACUGUGUUCUUGUACGAGGCAUAUGCAUCAUUUUCCGGGCAACCUGCAUACAAUGAUUGGUUCCUCUCACUUUACAACGUCUUCUUCACAUCACUCCCCGUGAUUGCCUUGGGGGUUUUCGAUCAAGAUGUGUCUGCCCGAUAUUGCCUCAAGUUUCCUUUACUUUAUCAAGAAGGUGUUCAGAAUGUUCUCUUCAGCUGGAAGCGAAUAAUUGGGUGGAUGUUUAACGGGGUUUGCUCGGCUGUGAUCAUAUUUUUCCUCUGCAUAAACGCGAUAGACCCUCAAUCUUACAAGAAGGAUGGAAAAGUAGCUGGAUAUGCAGUCGUCGGGGCAACAAUGUACACUUGCGUCAUUUGGGUUGUGAACUGCCAAAUGGCCCUCGCCGUGAGCUACUUCACCUUAAUCCAGCACAUCUUCAUCUGGGGCGGAAUCGCGCUGUGGUAUAUUUAUCUCCUCAUCUAUGGCGCUCUCCCUACAACGUUCUCGACCACUGCAUACCAAGUUUUCGUGGAGGCCCUCGCCCCGGCCCCCAUGUACUGGAUAGUCACCCUGUUCGUCGUGUUGGCCGCUCUGAUCCCGUACUUCGCAUACAAUGCGAUCCAGAUCCAGUUCUUCCCAAUGUACCACGGGAUGAUUCAGUGGUUAAGGUACGAGGGAAAAACCGAGGACCCCGAGUACUGCAACAUGGUCAGGCAGAGGUCCAUAAGGCCUACAACCGUCGGAUUCACCGCUCGUUCUCUCGCGAGAACGAAUCCAUUGGAAGACGGGAAUCGCAGCACGAGAUAGCACAUUGUCCCUGGCAGAACAGAACAUGAUAUAUACCUUAAACAACACACUGUAAAACCCGAAGAACUCUGCCCGUUGUACAUGAGCGCGGGGCGGGGGUAGGUGGUUCUGCAGGUAUACAUAGAGGUUUGUAUAGAAGCACCUUUCAACUGUAUCAUGUUUUCUUAGGUGUUGGAGAUUGGUGACAAUCUCUGUAAGUUUUGCAAUUUUAGCUAUAUAUAUUCUUUCAUUUUACAGUGUAAAAUUGUUGGGAGUUAUAUAGAUGUUGGAGAUGAGUUGCAGAUAAGGAAAUGUAAUUUUCCAUGAGGAAGAGACUGAGAGGGGUUGGUUUUCCUUGUAACCCUAGAUGUUUCUUUCAAUACUAUCCUCUUGUAAACAUUUUGUCACAAUAAAUAAGCACCAUUUUAUUUCUCAAA